Messenger RNA from Prorocentrum cordatum, 2680 nucleotides. The record is from the annotation of a GenBank genome assembly. Lineage: Eukaryota; Dinophyceae; Prorocentrales; Prorocentraceae.
AGCAGGGCCGGACCCCCCCGGGGGGCAGAGUGCGGCCGGCGGAGAGGCCGCCCCCGUGCCGCUGCCCUCUGCAGCGCGCGCCUUCACUCGGCGGGGGCUGCCGCGCGGCCCAGCGCCACACCGGGCGGCGAGGGACCAAAAUUCUGCUCGUGCGGCGUUUUCCUCCUCCGUGCACGGCGGCGCCAUGGGACAGAAGGCCUCGGCGCCCGCGAUCUGCAACGGCGGCACCUCGGUGCUGGGCGGCGGCGACGGGUCGAGCGGGGGGCUGGUGUUGCCGAUCGGCGGGAACUUCGAGGCCGCGUGGGGCGACGGCAUCCAGAGCCUCAUGUACUUCUCUGGCCUGAUGUACUGCUUCGUCGGCGUCAUGCUCAUCGCGGACGUGUUCAUGGCCGCGAUCGAGAAGAUCACCUCCGCGAAAGUGCGGCGCCUGAACCCGAGGACGCAGAGGUGGGUAACCACGGACUGGUGGAAUCCCACAGUGGCGAACCUCACGCUCAUGGCCCUGGGCUCCAGCGCCCCAGAGAUACUGCUCAGUGUGAUAGAGCUCCUUCAGAACUCGAUGCAUGCCGGCGAGCUUGGUCCAUCUACUAUUGUCGGCAGCGCGGCGUUCAAUCUUCUCGUCAUCAUCGCGGUGGUGGUGUCCUGCGUCCCUGACGGGGAGCGGAGGAAGAUCAAGGAGCUGCCGGUCUUCUACAUUACUGCUGUCUUCUCGAUCAUGGCGUACGUGUGGUUGCUCAUCAUCCUAAGCGGGAUUUCUCCGAACGUUGUGGAGUGGUGGGAGGGAGUGAUGACCUUUCUCUUCUUCCCCUUGCUCUGUGUGAUCGCCUGGCUCGCCGACAUUGGCUACUUCCACCAGCUCCUCAAGCUGCCCGGCCAGGGCCAGAGCAGGAGGCUGUACUUCACUCCACAGAGCACGCCCGAGGAAAUCCAUGAGAUGCUGAUGGUCGUGCGCAGGAAGUACGGGGAGGGGUGUCAAGGCUGCGAGAAAGACCUCUUGGCGUACGAGUUCGGCCCGCCCACAAGCCGGGCCGUGCGGCGGGUGCAGGCCUCGAGCUCGUUCGCGCAGGGCAAGGCCUCGGUCACGUCAGAGCGGGAGUCACUGAAGAAGAUGGCCAGCCAGGUGCCACGCGCCAGCCCCCGCGCGCUGGCGGGAACGCUGGUGGAGUUCGCGCACGAGAACUACCGCUGUUACGAGUCCGACUCCCAGGUCGUCCUGGCCGUAAAGAGGUCCGGGGAUACCAGCCGCCGCACGCUGGUCAGGGUCAGCACGGCCGACGGCCGGGCCACUGGCGGCGAAGACUACGUGGCGUUCGACAAGACCUUGACAUUCGAGCCCUUCGAGGAAGAGAAGUUGCUCCCUGUCAAGAUCAUCGACGAUGAUAAAGAAGAGGGCCUGGAGGAGUUUUUCGUUGUCCUUGACUUACACGACGACGACGAGAGCGGAGCCGGGCUGGGGGCUAUUGCAAAGGCGUCUGUUCUCAUCAUAGACGACGACCACCCAGGAGUCCUCGCCUUUGCACAGGACUCGCUGACCAUCCAGGAAUCUGCCGAGGACACGGACCUGAUCGUCGAGGUCGUGCGCAGCAAAGGGGCCAAGGGUACGGUGUCCUGCGCCUGCUACACCGAGGACGACUCCGCCGUCGGGGGGCGCGACUUUGAGAGGGUCGACACCAAGCUCACCUUGUCGCACGGGGUGGCCAGCGUGAAACUUCGCGUCCGCAUCAACCCAAUGGGCCGCCACGAGAUGACCGAGACGUUCCGGCUCGUUUUGGACAGCCCCGAGGGCGGCGUAUGCUUCGACGAAAUGACGGACGGCGGGGCCGACAAGUGCAUCUGCACCGUAACCAUAGAAGGCAGCACCGAGAACCACGGCGCGGUGGCGAGCAUCAUGGCCUCAUUGUCUUUCAACGAAGACAAGAUGUCCAUUGGCAAACAGCAGUGGAAGGAACAGUUCGUCGACGUCGUCUACGUCGGCGGGGGCCUGGACAGCGAGCCCGCAAAGAGCUUCGCGCCGUGGUUUUUCCACGUGCUCAUAUUCCCCUGGAAGCUCUUGUGCGCCUGCGUGCCGCCGCCAGUGUACUUUGGAGGGUACCCAACAUUCUUCAUCGCCCUGGUAAUCAUCGGGGUACUGACUGCCUUCAUUGGCGACCUGGCCUCGAUGCUCGGCUGCGCCAUCGGGAUGGAGGACAGCGUCACCGCGAUCACCAUCGUGGCCAUCGGCACUUCACUGCCCGACACGUUCGCAUCCAGGACGGCGGCCAUACAGGACGAGACGGCCGACGCCAGCAUCGUGAACGUCACGGGGAGCAACUCCGUCAACGUCUUCCUGGGCCUGGGCCUGCCCUGGAUGCUGGGGUCCGUCUACUGGGCCAUCAAGGGGGUCGACGUGGACGACCCGUCGGACCCGUGGGUGAGGCGUGGGCAACAGGUCGGAUGGUACCACAGCCACCCGGACAUCCGGAACUUCUACCCCGCCACCUUCGUGGUCCCCGCCGAAGGCCUGGCCACGAGCGUCGCGACCUACACCGUCUGCGCAACGGUUGCCAUCGCCGUCCUGUGCCUGCGGCGGUGGUUUCUCGGGUGUGAGCUUGGCGGCCCUGCGAAAUUAAAAUACCUCACAUCCGCCCUUUUCGUACUCCUGUGGCUGGUCUAUCUGGAAGUGUCGAUCCUGGCCAACUAG